Molecule: messenger RNA, 2043 nt
Organism: Ambispora gerdemannii
Lineage: Eukaryota; Fungi; Glomeromycota; Glomeromycetes; Archaeosporales; Ambisporaceae
Source: the annotation of a GenBank genome assembly
AUGAGAAUUAUAAUAAAAGGAGGAAUUUGGAAGAACACAGAAGAUGAAAUCCUAAAAGCUGCUGUCAGUAAAUAUGGAAAGAACCAGUGGGCACGAAUAUCCUCCUUACUUGUUAGAAAAUCCCCUAAACAAUGUAAAGCUAGGUGGUAUGAAUGGCUUGAUCCAAGCAUAAAAAAGACCGAAUGGUCAAAAGAGGAAGACGAAAAGCUUCUUCAUUUAGCUAAAUUAAUGCCAACUCAAUGGCGAACCAUUGCACCAAUCGUCGGUAGAACACCUUCUCAAUGUCUUGAAAGGUAUCAAAAAUUGCUAGAUGAAGCUGAAGCAAAAGAAGGCGCUGAUUUAGGCUUAACGGGGCCUUCAGGUGAUGCAGGACCAAGUGCAGAUGAUGUGCGAAGAUUAAGGCCUGGUGAAAUCGACCCAGAUCCAGAGACUAAACCUGCAAGACCUGAUCCUGUUGAUAUGGACGAGGAUGAAAAGGAAAUGCUGUCAGAAGCUCGAGCCCGUUUAGCGAACACGCAAGGCAAAAAAGCUAAACGUAAAGCACGCGAAAAGCAAUUAGAAGAGGCAAGAAGAUUAGCUUCCUUGCAAAAAAGACGGGAGUUAAAAGCAGCUGGAAUAGAUUUAAAAGUAAAAAAGAAAAAAAAAGGAAUGGAUUACAAUGCUGAUAUUCCGUUUGAAAAAAAACCCGCCAAAGGAUUUUAUGACACUACCGAAGAGAAUUCUCGUCAAUCAGAACAAGGAAUGACUAAUGUUCAUCUUCAAAAGCUAGAAGUAAAACGCAGGGCAGAAGGAUUUGAAGAGAGAAGUCGUAAACGUCAAAAAUCAAGCAAGAACGACAAAGAAGGCGGAGGUCCGGUUAAUUUUGUUCCUGCUAGCUCAACGCAACUAAAUAAAUUGAAGCAAGCCGAACAAAUAAGCAAAAGAAGAAAAUUGGUCUUGCCAACACCACAAGUUGGAGAAGAUGAACUCGAAGAAAUAGUAAAAAUUGGGUUUGCUCGUGACACCUCUGGAUUGCCAAUGGUAACGCCAAGGACACCAGCCACGGGCAUGACGUCUCUUAGAACGCCUCGAACACCUGCCUUUGCUAAUCCGGCUGCUAUUAAACAACUUCGAAAUGAACUAUCAAGACUUCCAGCUCCAAAAAACGAUUUUGAAAUUGUUUUACCAGAUGUUCAAUCAGGAGAUAUUCAAGUGGAUGAAAUAGAAUUUAUUGAAGAAGAUGCUGCUGAUCGUGAUCGUAAACUUCGGGAGCAACAAGAAGCAGAAGAACGAGCUAUGCUUUCACGCAUAUCUCAAGUAAUCCAACGCAGUCUUCCUCGUCCUAUUGAUGUCAAUGAAAAAUCAUUACUUCAAUUAUCUCAAAGUGAAGACGAAGUUUAUCAGUUAAUCAAUCUUGAAAUGGUUCAAUUACUGCAUCAUGAUGCAGUAAAAUAUCCUGUUCAUCAUAGCAAGGUUCCGGGUGGCCCAGUGGAACCACUGGAGGAAUUUUCAAAUGAAGUUUUAGCAAAUGCACGUAAAGCAAUAGAAGAGGAACUUUUUCUCUUAAUUAAGAAAGACCCUCACGGGGUAAUUAAUGGAAGCGAUAUUCCUGAGAUCGAACGCUUUGAUGAGUUUUGGCAAAGAAUAAACGAUAAUAACAAUAAUGAUGACAUUAAAAAAGAUGAUCUUAUACGAGAAUUUCAAAAUACUCAUGAGUUUAAUCGAAAUGCAAUGAUUAAAGAAGCCACUAAAGCAGCAAAAAUAGAGAAAAAACUAAACCUAACUCUGGGAGGAUAUAUUUCGCGUUCUCAAUCAUUGUCCAAAAAGGUUAAUGAAACAUCUGAGCAGCUGGAACAAGCAAAAAUUGAAUUGGAUUCCUUUAAAUCGUUGAGUGUUUCUGAAAAAGAAUCUAUACCUUUACGUAUGGAGAAACUGCAAAAUGAAGUUGAUCAUCUCGCAGGACGAGAAUCUGAAUUACAGAAGAAAUAUGCGCAUCUUUCAAUCGAAAGGCAGGCUAUUCUCGAAAGAAUUGAAGCAAUGCAAAGUAAAAAAGAUGACAUUUAA